Molecule: messenger RNA, 10158 nt
Organism: Gadus chalcogrammus (walleye pollock)
Lineage: Eukaryota; Metazoa; Chordata; Actinopteri; Gadiformes; Gadidae
Gene: setd5
Product: SET domain containing 5
Exons: 23
Coding region: 64-4470 (1468 amino acids)
Molecular function (GO): protein binding
Source: RefSeq, a predicted model, not a curated record
UGAAUAUACCUCCUUUUAUUCCCUCCCCUGCCUCCCCCACCCUCCCGCGUGCCGCUGGACGUCAUGAGCAUAGUAAUCGCGCUGGGAGUCACCACACCUGAAACCUCGUACUCCGAUAUGGCUGCUGGAUCCGACCCUGAGUCAGUGGAAGCAAGUCCUGCGGUGAAUGAGAAGAACUACAACAGCCACAGCUGUGGGAGUGCACAGAGCCAUGGGUACCGGGGCCUGCCCUAUACGUCUUCCGUUGUGUGUUGUCAGGAUCACAACUAUGGCGCUCCCCCUCCUCCCACCCCACCCGCCUCCCCGCUCUCCCAAACCAUCAUUCCCCGCAUGGAGCUCAACGGCGGUGUGGCUCAUGGCCAUGGCUUCCGCCGGCGCGCCGGCACCGAGGACCACUCUGCGGACAGCGACAGCUCGUCCUCUGAGGACCCUGAGAGCUGGUGUCGCUGCACCCUGACCUCCGACGGCCAGCUCAACAAGUGCCACAACUGCAGGGGCGUGUACUGGAGGAAAGCACCCGACGGCCAGCACAGGAAGCCAGAGAAUAUAUCCGUGGGGGAGAGCAGCGCAACGGAGAGCGGAGAUGAGGAAGUGUCUCCGGCCAGCGUGUCGUACACGGCCACGCAGCACACGCCGACCAGCAUCACGCUCACCGUCAACCGCAUCAAGAGGAACAAGUCCAAGAAGAGGAAGAAGAGCACCGAGAAGGCUCGCGGGACGCCCAAGAGCAAGAAGGUCAAGGCCUUCAGAGAGGGUUCUAGAAAGUCCAUGAGGAUGAAGAACUCGACCACAGAGGCCAACGUGUUGGACGAGAACACUGCAGAGGGCUGGGAGACCAAGAUCCGCCAGUGGACGGACCAGUACGACGAGGCCCACGCCAACCAGUAUAGUGCAGACGUCAAGACGCUUCUUGAGUCGCACUGCGGAGCAGAGACAAAGACGGAGAGCGUUGCCACAGCAACCGCACAACAGUCGAAGAUCAACACGACGACGACGGCGACGACCCAUCUCAGUGUUGACGUGGACAGCAUCGACCACACAGAGCCAGCUAGCAACAACGCAGUGUUGAGCUCCCAGAUGCAGCUCCAGCUGGGCCGUGUUACGCGGGUGCAAAAGCACAGGAAGACUUUGAGGGCGUCUAAGAACAUGGACCCUGGCACUCUGAUCAUAGAGUACCGGGGAAAGGUCAUGCUCAAACAACAGUUUGAGGUCAACGGGCACUUUUUCAAGAAACCCUACCCGUUUGUGCUGUUCUACUCCAAGUUUGACCAAGUGGAUAUGUGUGUGGACGCGCGGACUUUUGGCAACGACGCCCGCUUCAUCAGGAGGUCGUGCACGCCUAAUGCCGAGGUUCGGCAUGUGAUGGCAGAAGGAAUGCUGCACCUUUGUAUACACGCCCUCGGGCACAUCACCAAGGAUGCCGAAGUCACCAUCGCAUUCGACUACGAGUUCCACAGCUGCAACUACAAAGUGGACUGCGCCUGCCACAAGGGCAACCAGAGCUGCCCUGUGCAGAAGCACAACCUCCGCCCCAAGGAGGACCCGUCGUGUACCCCCUCUGCCCCUUCUUCACUGACCGGGGCUGAGACCCGACAGCGCAAAGCCCGCAAGAAGGAGCGGGGCGAAGGCCCCGCCACAGGGGCUACCUCCGACGAGGGCAGCCAGCAGCCGGAGGCCGGAGAGCUGCAUGCAGCCAGCGACACAGAGGACGGGCUCCAGGAUGAGAUGAAGCAGGAAGAGGCAGAGGAGGGAGAAGUGGACGAGAAUGGCCUCAUCAGCUCCAGCAAAAAGGCGUUUGACAGCAUGGAGAAACGACGGCGAGCGAUGGGAGCGGAGGACCCUAAGGAGGAGUGUUUGGACCCCGCGGACGGAGCAGUGAACCCCUCUACUGGAAGCACAGCAGCCGUGUGCAUCAGCACCCGACGGGCCACCUACGUUAUGGAACUGCCCCAAAACGAGCCAGAAAAGGCACCGACAUCCUCGGCCCCUGGCCUCGCCGCUCCGACUAAGCCCCCGCCGGCCCGUUCCAGCAAGCCCCGUUCCAAGAGCCGCAUCUCGCGGUACCGCUCCAGUUCUUCGCAGCGCGCCCGUCGCCAGAGGCAGGCCCUGGCCCAGCAGGCCGCCGCCGCCGCCGCCGCUGCCGCCGCCGCCACCGCCACCACGGACCAGACAGCAGUGCCAGAGGAAGAGGGGCUCCACGGACCGUUCAACACAGAGCUCAGUGCGGGGGAGUGCGGCCUGGGGGCCGGCCAUCUCCUGGACCCUGAGGUCUGCCUCAACAGAGGCACCCUGCGCUACCCAAAGACAAAAAAGUACCUGGUGACGGAGUGGCUGAACGACAAAGGACCCACUGGGGAGAAGAUCCAGCCGGACGUUCCCUCGGAUGGGCCGCUGCGCAUCACCACAGACCCCACGGUGCUGGCCACCACCCUCAACAUGCUGCCAGGCCUGUCCCACACCUCCUACAUCUGCACCGCGCCCAAACACUACGUCCGCUUCGGCUCACCCUUCAACCCGGAGCGCCACCGCCCGCGGCCGCUGCAAAUGGAUGGCACCUAUGGCUGCUACAAGAAGCGCUGGAUCAAGCAGGCAGAGGACGAGAGCUGCUCAGCCAGCCUGGAGGACGGCUCGGAGUCCACCUCGUCACACCAAAGCACCAGCAGCAGAUCCACGCCCAACCCCACGUCUCACGAGCUCCUGGCCCCCUUUAAGAAGCGCCGGGCCAAGUACGCCGCCGUGCCGCUCCCCAUGCAGCACCUGUCCCGCCCGCUGUCGCCAAUCACACCGCCGCUGCCCGAAGACCCUCUGCACCCCCUGAUGGGUCUGCCCUGUGGCCCACUGCUGCUGCCCAGCAGCCUGGGCUACUCGCCCAUCCCCUCGCUGCCAACCAGCCGCUGCAACACGCCCCUGCAGUUUGAGAACAUAUCGUCCCCAGAGGCCUCUCCCGUACAUCGGCCUGAGUCCAUAUCUCCUGAGCCCUGCUUGCGGAGCGACGCCGACGGACCGCAACUCCUCUUCCAGGACCUCUCGCUGCCCUCCAGCUCCGGCAGCCCCGCGCCCGCCUCAGAGGACUUUUCUCUCCCCGGGGGGCCCUACGGAAACGAUUCCCAGGGCCUCCCUGCGUCGGGGGGCCUUGCGCCGCCGUCCUGCCCCCCCUCGGACCUUGCCCCCCCGCCUCCGGGCCGCGACCCGGCGUUCAGGACAGAGUUCAACCUCAUAUACACGUGCUCCCCGCUCAACGCCAACCUGGCCACGGUGGGGAACGGCGAGCAGCGCCCCUCCCGGUCCGAGGGCCGCUUCUCCCCGCCGGAGCCUUCCUUUGGGGGCGCAGGCAUCCAGGGCCCCCCUGGAGAGCCAGGCUGCAUGUCCCCCUAUGGCGAGUCUCACUACAGUGCUGGGGACCUCUACAGCGAGAGCAACUACGGUGCUGGGGACCUAGGCGGCACGUCUCCCCACACUGGCCACCAACCAGUGAAGAAGAAGGUGUCUCUGCUGGAGUACCGCAAGAGGAAGCAGGGCAGCGGCCGCGAGCCUGACCCGGGCAGCUCCUCCUCUUCCUCCCUGGCGGUUGUCCUGGGCAACCAACCUGGUUUCCACUACAGCCAGGAUCCCUAUCAUCCUCCGCCUCCUGCCCACCCCCAUCACCACCUCCAGCCCGCCGCGUCCCCGCUGAGCUCCUUCUCCUCCCCUGCCCACGCCUCUUCCUCCUCCACCCCCCACGUAGAGGAGGUCAGCCCUCCGCAGCACAGCCCCAGCCACUGGAUGGUCCCCACCAGUGUGGAGCGGCUCCGGGAGGGCCAAGGGGUGCUGGAGCGUGUGCUGCGGGGUGGCAUGAAGGUGGACCGCAUCCUGAAGAAGACCGACGGUGACAAGGAAGCCGAUGGAUACGAGCCGCAGGGGCCACGGGGCUCUCCCAGCAGGAGCCCAGCCCGCUACAGUCCCUCCGUGUUCUCCCAGCAGUCGUGUGAGGGCCAGCGGCAGAUGGACAGCCCCUCGUUCCACCAGCAGAGCAGCCCCUCGCCCUUCUCCGGCUCCUACAGUCCGUCGUCGGGCCAGAGCUUCUACUCCCGCCUCUCCCAGGACCACCCCCCUUCGUCCUACCCCGGGCACCACCACCCCUCCUCGUGGUCGGACCCCCUGCCGCCAGGCGGGGCUCUACACCAGCAGAGCAACAGCAGCUGCAGCAGCAGCCACCUGAAAGCCAGCCUGCUGAGCAGCAGCAGCGCGGUGGGGUCAACCACCCCGGGUUCCAGGGGCAGUGGGCAGGCAAAAACUGACCUGGCCUCCCAGGCCUGUAGACUUAUUCAGCAACAGCAGGGGGCGCUGCAGGCGGGCGCCCGGCUGUUGACGUCGUCCCCCUCAGGGGCCCCACACUACCCACCACGCCAUGGGGCCACACCCUCCCUCGCCCAGUUCCAGCACCCGCCGCUGCAGGGCUCUGGCGUACGGACCCAGUCUGGAAGCUUUUAGUGUGUGUGUGUGUGUGUGUGUGUGUGUGUGUGUGUGUGUGGCUCCUCAGGAAGGUGGUGGAGGGGUGGAUGUACAGAUCUAAGAGGACUUAUCAUGGCGUUUAUUUUCUUACGGUGUGUGUCAUGUUAAAUGUAUGAUGCGUCCUGCACAGAGCUCCUCACUGACCAGACUGAAAAGGAAUCAGUGCCAAGAGCCAGUUUAAAAAAAAAAGAAAGAAAAAAAAAAGACCUUUGGAAAAAAGAAAUCAGCGUGUAACUUGAAAUCCCCCUCCAGUGUCCCCCCCCCUCCCCCUUCGGGGCGCACGCUACGUUAAGGCCCAAAAAGUGAAAACAAAUCAACAAAAACACAACAAGCUAGAUUCUUGUACAAAGUUGUGAAAGACGGUUCGAGCCGUGUUCCUGCUCCUGGGUCACGGCCCCCUGGGUCCUGAGAAGGCUUCUGGGGCUUUGAUUCCCUUCAUUUGUUCUUCAUUAGUGGACUUCUCUUUGAUUUGCCCGCCAGUUUCCCCUACAGUAAAGACGCUGCUUCAUUGGGGAAGGCGGGCAGAGGUCAAACGAGGAAAGGAGAUACGAUCAUUCCAUGGGAUCGUCACACAUCUGAAGCCCUUUCCCUCAUAUUCCCUCUGGGUUUCUCACAACCUGAAUGUCGCUUCACUUCAGUGCUUUGUUUCCACUGUAACAUGUUUGUGAACAGAUGCGGAGCCCUCCCCCUCUGUCAUCUUGGUGCUGCAGCCUUGUUUGUGUUGGGUUUGAGUGUCCCGUUCUUUGGUGUGUUUUAUUUUCUCCAGUGAUGGAGGCUCGACCCUUUCACAGUUGUUCUUCCCGCCAAAUCGUGUACUGUUCAUAACAGCCCUAUUCUAUGUUGGAAUGCAGGCGCAAAUGAGAAUCUGACCUUAUUUCUUUUACUAUUUUGUUGGGUUUAUCUCAUUGUAUUUCUUUGAAUCCUUUUGGAUUUUUUACAUAUAAAUAUGAUUUCUUUUUUUUUUUAAACAAGAAAUUAUCCUUUCUGACAGAUCUGUGCAUUCCGUAUACCAACAAAGAGAUGCGGAUGAGUUCUCUGGGAUGGUUUGGAUUAUAUAUAUAUAUAUAUAUAUAUAUAUAUAUAUAUAUAAGAAAAAAAUGCUGCUGUGGUCUCGUUUUUACGCAAGAGCUGCUUCAUCACGUUUUUCCGUUUCCAGGAAAUGCUGUAAUCAGUUUCAUGUUUUCUACAAGUGUCCCCCACCUGGGUCGAAGGUCAUUGAAUACCUCACCCCCACCUGGGUCCUGGGUGUGAAGACAGUUGGAAGACCACUCCCCUAUCUGGGUCCUGGGUUAGAAAACCGUUGGAAGACCACUCCCCUAUCUGGGUCCUGGGUUAGAAAACCGUUGGAAGACCACUCCCCUAUCUGGGUCCUGGGUUAGAAAACCGUUGGAAGACCACUCCCCUAUCUGGGUCCUGGGUUAGAAAACCGUUGGAAGACCACUCCCCUAUCUGGGUCCUGGGUUAGAAAACCGUUGAAGACGUUGUUUUCUGUGUGGUCUCCGUUCCCCGACCUCACAAGAACGAGAAACCUUCAGUACAUCCGCUGUGGACCGGAUCUUCUACAGGUUUAACAUUUGAUAGGCCAACAGCGCACACAUACACAAACACACUGGGUCGGCCUUAGAGGCACACACACCAGACCUCCCCCAUCCCUCCACUCAGACCCUCAGACCCAUGGAUACUGAAUGUUGGACAAAGUGAUCUGACCCAAAAUUAACCAGCACCUUAAACUGAAUCAGACACCAUACAACCAGUGUGUAUGAAUACAUGUACUACUUUGUAAAGAGAACUGUAGGGACUGGGGGGUGACUGGUACACUUAUUGUGAAAUGCAUGAUCUAUUUGUUUUAGGGUCCAAGUUGCGAUGUGGUGGAAAUUCAUUACCUGGACUUGUUCUUCUGGCCGGUUUCUGGACGUCCCCCAGAGGAACGAAUUAAACAGCGCUGCAUUAUGGUGUUCAUGGACACUUAUUCAAGCCUUCUUUUCCCGUUGGUUUCUUUGCAGAGCGUUAAUCCCCCCCCACACACACAAACACACACACCCAUCCCUUCUGAAGAGUACAGGAGCAAAAGAGAUGUAAUGCAUUUUGAUAAUAAAAUACUUAUGAUGGGAAAUGUAUUUUGGAAAGAAAACAAAAACUGCAACUGUUUCAUCUUCUAUCCCGUACACAAACACACUUCACGGCAAUGCAAUGUUCUAUUUAUUGAUAAGAUAGUUUCAUCGAUUUAUACAUAACAGCGUGAUUGAUUCAAAUAUGCAAUAUCUCCUACCAGUGGCCGCUUCCAUUACGAUGCAGCUCCAGCCAAUAGAAUCGAGCAGGUUCACAUGCAUAAACUAGAAUUUUUACUUUGAAGCGAGCCUGACCCUUAACGUGUAACAUAUUAUGGUUUAGCAGAAAUGUGAGAUCGUUUUUGUUUUACCCUUCAGUCAAAUGUUUUCCUAAACUAAAUUUGAUGAAUUAAGUGUAGAACAACACUCGUGAAGCCCACAAGAGCGGGCGUCUGCUGAUCUCGAGAUCAGAUCUGUCGGUACUGGACAUAUAACGGUAGCUCUUCUCAUUAUUUUUUACAUUGGCUUUAUUUUAUAUAUUAUUUACAUAUUUAUAUUUCAACAAAUAAUGGCAGUGACGAUUAUUUUACCUUGAACCGUUCUCCACAAUGGACCAUGCAUUAACAUCCCAGUGCUCAACCGCACAAGUGGUGCUGAAGGGCAGCAGAGGAUUCUGUAGGUAUGGAGGGGGAGGGGAAGACCACUGGAAACUCGUACUCUUCAAAUCUAUUUAUGGCAGUACAGUAUCUGACCUUUGACAGAUUCGCUCUUUUUCCAUGGCUCCACAAAAUGUGGUUGCUAAUGGUGCGUUCACAUCGCUGGAAAUUAUGGGGGGGAAAUGUUCGCGUAUUUGUGAACAAAACCUCAUGACGCUCUUAUGAUUCUACUUCCGUUCGGUAACUAGGGCCAGAUUUUGAUAACAGAGUAGGCCAGUUGGUGACGUAUGGUUUACUAGUGACGCUCAAGAAAAAUGGCGGAACAUGACCGUUUUACUCAAUAUAAAAUAAUCAACCAUAUCAUACUUUACUAUUGUUUGACGUAACCGUCUAUCGGCAUCGACCUUGCUCAGUUUUAAACGUUGUGUACUGGUAAACCAGCUCUAGAUAAAGGCAGGUGUUGCCCUCGAUACAGUGGCAGUACUGUAUGUGCUUCUCAUAAAUAAAAGCAAAAGGAUAGUAUGGGUUAAAAAAUAAAAAAACAUUUUUUCUUUAUGGAUUAUUACACGGGUCUUCUCAAUGCCGUGGAACGCUCAAUUCACUUGCAUGGGCUCUUCACAAUUUCCGGCACCGUUGCCAAGUGUAAUGGACCGCUGUCAUGGAAAUGAUGAUGAUUUCUUUGGUUAUGUCACGUUAAAAUUGUACCGGGGGCGAAAAUUGUACCGGCCUACGUCAUCGUUUGUUUACAUCCUGACAACCUGACAACCUGCCCUGCAACAGACGACGCGAUGCAGAAAACAUGUUUCCAAACGACGAAAUAACAUAAUACAGAUAGCGGAUCGCUAUCUGAAUUAUGAUAGAUAGCGAUAACACUUGUUUUUACUUUAUAUUUGUAUUGUAUUUAAUUGUUUAAUCGAAACAAUAAAGAAAAUUGCCCGCGAAACGGGCGAUCGCGUCAAAUGACGCGUCAAAUCACGUUGGAAGGUUCUUGAACAUUCUAGACUAUGAAACCUGCUUAAAACACUCAGUUUACUAGCUAAAUUCGAUUAAACAAUUCAAUACAAUACAAAUAUAAAGUAAAAACAAGUGUUUUCUAGCGAUCCGUUAUCUGUAUUAUGUUUCAAGAACCCUCCUACGUCAUUUGACGCGAUCGCCCGUUUCGCGGGCAAAACAUUGUCAUUUGACGCCAUCGCCCGUUUCGCGGGCAUUUUUUUUUACUGUUUCGAUUAAACAAUUAAAUACAAUACAAAUAUAAAGUAAAAACAAGUGUUAUCGCUAUCUAUCAUAAUACAGAUAGCGAUCCGCUAUCUGUAUUAUGUUAUUUCGUCGUUUGGAAACAUGUUUUCUGCAUCGCGUCGUCUGUUGCAGGGCAGGUUGUCAGGAUGUAAACAAACGAUGACGUAGGCCGGUACAAUUUUCGCCCCCGGUACAAUUUUAACGUGACAGUUACACUCCUCAAGUAGUCUGGUAACUUUUCAACCCCAGUGUCUUUGGUUGCUAAGCAACGUCUUUGGCGGACUAUUUUCUCUGCUGAUCAACACUAGGAAUGCUGGUGGUAACAAAUAAAUUGUAAAAAGACACCAUGUGAAGUAAUUUUUUCGAUUUGCCACGUAGCCGUGUAAUAACCGGGAUAAUGUAUAGAACGUCGCCGGUCAUUAUUCGAAAUGAACCCCCUUCAGUGGGAAGCAAGACAACUUUGCUGCGUGUCGGUGUCCUGUUCGCCCUGUCGGGGCUUAUUUUCCCGAUAAUGAACGCCAUUCUAUAGCUGUCAAUUAUUUUUGUUUAUUACACGGCUCUUCUCAAUGCAGUGGAAUGCUCACGUCCACCAUAUUGACCGCUGUCAAGGAAAGUGGUUUUUUUUGCCUCUGAUUCACGUAAUCUGUAUCACUCCGCAGUCCGGUAACUUCAACCCCAGCGUAUUCGGUUGCUAAGCGAAGAAAAAUUUCUCUGCUGAUCAACGCUACGAAUGAUAACAAAUAUUCGUAGCGUUGAUCACAAAUUCGUUUCGGACUUGCCAAAACGAAAAAAUAACUUUACCAGCAUUCGUAGUGUUGAUCAGCAGAGAAGUAAUUUGUCCGCAAAGACGGUGACGUCGCUUAGCAACGCAAGACGCUGGGUUGACAAGUCACCGGACUACUACCCAUGCAAGUGAACGGAGCAUUCCACGGCAUUGAGAAGACCCGUGUAAUAAAGGCCCAUAAUAUUUCUGUUUAUGGCAUAGAUUUCUCCUCAGAUUAGGCCAAUAAACCAAUGAUACAAAUAGAAAUAAAAACGCUCGAUCAAAGGCCCGGCCCGAGGAUAGUAUCGGGAAAUAUCGGUCCGGCACGGCCCGCGGGUCGGGUCGGGUCGGGCUCGGGCAGAGAAUCUAAACUCUACUUAGCCAUAUGUCACGUUGUCAACGUUGGAUAUAUGGAGCAGAACAUAGUGGGUCAUGUGUCUGAUGCUUUUUGGAAAGGUAUUCUUCAUAUAACGUACCAGACAGAUUUUGUAUACAUUUUAUUCCUUAGUAAUUAGCUACAUCGGUAUGCCGUCUUUCAGCCUUUCAUUACCGGUGUUACACCGAAUUCUGCGACCCACCGAAAAGUGUGACCCCAGGGGGCACUGUUGCACAUUUUCUGCAACAUGUACGUGUGCAUUAUAACAAAAACAUAAAAACAUAAGAUCUCCUGUGGGUCUUUCUUUUCUUGAUACUAACAUUAAUUCUAAACAGCAUUUUACACAAUAGCCGAUAAUAGGAAAUGCUCAAAGGCAGUGGUGUGCACAGACAUUUUGGGGGGCAGGUGCUCAGGGAAAAAUAAGGCCACAUUAAAGUGUCAUUUCGAAGUGAAGAGUGAUCAUUACCACUUUUCUAAAGCACCAUCCUCCUCAGUGCCAUGUCUUGAUGUUGAUGACCUCACUAUGAUUGAUCUUGAUAUAUUUUUCUAUAGCAAGCAGGAGAAGGUCAGAGAGCCGUUCUUCUCCAC